AUGGCCGUGAGCAACGUUCCCGUCCUCCCCCAUCCCGGCCAAGUUGGCGACCAAAGGUCCAUUCCUCCGCCACCGGCCGAGGACUUCAAUGCCUCAUUCGGAGGAGUCCUGCCGCCUGCCCAGACCUUUCAGUCAUACCUGGGCGUGACAACCUACUAUGUGAUUGAGCCCUGCCACCCGAGCCCGUCAACCACGGCAACCCCCCGCAACGUGGUGCUCAUCCACGGCGUCGGAACUCCCGCCAUCGGGCUCCUCCCCCUGGCCAAGCUCCUCGCCGCCGAUUCCACGCCCACCACUGUCCUCAUCUAUGACAACUGGGGACACGGGUUGUCCUCUACCCCUGUGGCCGCCCACGUACCUGGCCUGUUUCACACCCAGAUCCUCGGCCUCCUCGCCCAUCUUGGCUGGUCACGGGCUCAUUUUCUCGGAUUCUCCCUCGGAGGCAUCAUAGCCGCUUCCUUUGCGCAGUAUCACACCACUGUCGUGCAGUCCCUGGUCCUCAUCGCACCCGCUGGUCUUUUGAAGAAAUCUGGCCUGACGUCGUGGGAGAGGUUUCUGAGAUGGGGUGGCUGGGGCUGGGGCUGGGGAGAUCUUAGCGCAAACUCGGUUUGGGAUUACCUGGGACCUGGACCGGUCGAGGAAGGCUGGGAGAAGAAGUUCAAGGAGAAGGGCUUGGAAGCUAUUCCGAGGGAGGCUGUCCAGAUCUGGGAGAAGGAGAAGCAUGCUGGACAUGUUGCGAGCCUGGUCAGCUGCUAUAGGUAUACGGGGGUUUAUGAUGCCCAUGACACGUAUAGGAGCCUUGCGGAGGGCAAGCUUGAGACCCUGGUUCUUCUUGGAGAGAAGGAUGGCUUCUUCGAGAAGGAUUAUAUGCAGAAGGAAUUCAAAUCAGUUGGGUGGAAGGGAGAUAUCCAUGUUGUUGAUGGGGUUGGGCAUAGCGUUGCUGGAGAGAAGCCGAAAGAGGUUCGGGAGAUGAUGGUGGAUUUCUGGGACAAUCUCGAAGAUGCAUAA
This is a messenger RNA of Clonostachys rhizophaga, 1008 nucleotides long. The record is from the annotation of a GenBank genome assembly. Lineage: Eukaryota; Fungi; Ascomycota; Sordariomycetes; Hypocreales; Bionectriaceae.